This is a messenger RNA of Chlamydomonas reinhardtii, 1796 nucleotides long. RefSeq lists its product as uncharacterized. The record is from RefSeq and is a predicted model, not a curated record. Lineage: Eukaryota; Viridiplantae; Chlorophyta; Chlorophyceae; Chlamydomonadales; Chlamydomonadaceae. Gene Ontology annotation, molecular function: protein binding. Bases 138 to 1295 code for a protein of 385 amino acids. The transcript is spliced from 8 exons.
CACAAGCAACAUUUAUGCACACUCUGCGGUUUGUCACGCGUGACCCGACGGCACGUACAGUAGACAUCAAAACUCAUCGCACGCCGUUCUUCACUGUGAAUGCCGCUAGGUGCUAGCAUUCCAAUCUACAGUCUUGAAUGCCGCUUGGCAGCGCCUUCCAGGAGCUGAUAGGCGCUGCGGCACAGCUGAAGACAGCACUCAUUAAGCAGCGACCUGGUCGGCAGGAAUGGGAGAACGCGCCGCCGUUCAUGCGCUGCACUGCGGCGCCAAUAGACAGUGUCCUUCGUGCUCGGGAAGGAGGCUUCAGCAUCCAGCACAGCACGGCUCUCCAGCUAAAGGAGGAGGGUAAUGACCUCGUCAACAAGGAUCCGGAGGCGGCACUGGAGCGGUACGCGCAAGCGAUGUCGGUGUUUCUAUGGUUCGACAGAGGCCCGGACCGCGCCGCAGAGGACAUCCCGCUGGUGUGCGCCGCUGACACUCUGCCAGAGGCGGAGAGGGAGCAGGCGCACCACCUGCUGGCUGUCAACUUCUGCAAUGCCGCGGCGUGCCUGCUGAGUCUCAACAUGGCGGCGGACGCCGCAUACGCAUGCACCCAGGCGCUGCGCUACGACCCGUACAGCGUCAAGGCGCUGUACCGCCGCGCGCUGGCGCACCGCUCCGCCGACACCAGCGCGGGGCUGGAGGCGGCGGUGGCGGACCUGGCAGCGGCCAACCAGCUGGAGCCCGCCAACAACCAAGUGCGGCUGGCGCUGCAGGCGGUGCAGCACGAGCUGCGCGAGCUGCGGCGUACGGAGCGAGGCCUGUACGGCAACAUGUUCAACAAGGGUGGGCUGUACGAUAACGACAAGGCCACUGAGCAGCUGGCGGCAGCAGCAGCGGCGGCGGCGGCAGCAGGAGCAGCUGGGGAGCCAGGGGCCUCGGAUGGGGAGGAGGGGCUGAGCAGCAGUGGCCGCGACCCCGAGGACCUCACCUUCGACGCAUUGCAGGGGCCUGGGAACCGCAAGGCACAAACAAAAGAGGCGGAAGUGGUGUUGCGGCGCAUGCAGCGGAGCCUGGCUGCUGCGCGGAACCGCAAGAUGGCGCAGCGGCUAGACGCAGCCCGAGCCCCAAACGCAGGCCGCUUUCCCUGGUGGGCGGUGCCGUGGUGGGCGUACGCCCUUAUCGCGCUCCACCUUGUGUACAGGGUCAUCAAGAUAUGGCGAAUACCACUUCCGGCGGGCACCAACGGCGCAAGCCCAGGACAUCCGCUAUCACAGCAGGAGCCAUUGACAACACCAGCGCACGGGGAGCUUUGACCAGGGGAGGUGCCUCCCAUGGCGUUGCCCAUGUAGCCUUAUUACCGUGCCGUACUCGUGUAGAUGUCGGAAGUGGUCAGUUUCGGAAGUGGUCAGCGAUAAUAUAGCUAUGCCCUGAGUAGUAAUGUCCUCGGAACGCUUGCGGGCUCAGAGCACUCUGGUAGCCUGUUGCACUUGGACUGCAAGUAUUUUAUGUAGAUUAGACUGUACAGGUUUCUGCCUAUAGGUGUAGCCCAGGGGCACCACUGGAGGAGCCUAGUAGACUGGCAGGACGCGUCAGGACGUGUCCCAUCAUGGGCCCUAGUGAGUAGUGAUGAUGUCCCCAAGUGGCUCAGCCGCCAAACGCGGGAGGCGUAUAGCUGCAGAAGUAUGUACGCCGACGCCACGUGCAUGGAAUUCGUCCGGAACCGUUAGUAAUCGUAAUUUGGAAGGCGGUUCAGGAGGAUCCAGGUGGUCAGACCCCGCUCGCCUCCCGAUUAAGUGCUGCAACCCUCCUGGCUG